AUGGCUUCUUUCGGAUGGAAGCGAAAGAUUGGCGAGAAAGUUUCCAAAGCCACUUCGCAGCAGUUCGAAGCAGAGGCCGCCGAUGAUACCAGUCAGGUCGAGGAUGAGGAGGAUGCCUGGGUGCACGCAGCCAAGAGGAGAAAGGAAGUUCUUGUGGAAGACUGCGUGAGGAAGAGCAAGCAGCUGAAGGAGGAAGGUGCAAAUCUGGCAGAAAACAGCAGGUACCAGGAGGCUAUUCGCAAAUGGGAUGAAGCACUUCAGUUAACUCCAGAGGAUGCUACACUUUAUGAGAUGAAAUCACAGGUCCUGAUGUCUUUGCAUGAAAUGUUCCCAGCAGUGCAUGCAGCAGAAAUGGCUAUCCGGAGAAAUCCGCGUUCCUGGGAUGCAUGGCAGACUUUGGGACGUGCCCAGCUUGGAUUGGGAGAAAUAGCACUGGCAAUCCGAAGUUUUCAGGUAUCCUUGCACAUCUUUCCAAUGAACCCUGAAGUAUGGAAAGAGGACCUUUCUUGGGCAAGAAAACUCCAGGAACAUAAGGAGAAGGCAACAAAGACUAAGGCAAUGCAAGCACUGGCGAAAGAGGCUACACAAGAACCAAUCCCAGACUAUGACUUCGAGAGCGAUGAGAUCGUGGCAGUCUGUGCUGCCAUCGCCGAGAAGGAGAAAGCUCUUUCAGAAGCUAAAUCUGUCGUGAUUGUGUCUGCGUCAGGCGCAGUGGAGACUGUUACUGAGGAGGAAAACCGUGCAACAACUCCCGAUGAUACCAACUUUAUCAGAGCCCGAUAGGGCACCCUGGGAUAUUGCCUGUACUGUUUUGAGAACUAGUUAUUUAUUCUAUGUUGAGAUUUUUUU
Tinamus guttatus (white-throated tinamou) is the source of this 849-nucleotide messenger RNA. RefSeq names its product tetratricopeptide repeat domain 33 (gene TTC33). NCBI's taxonomy places the organism in Eukaryota, Metazoa, Chordata, Aves, Tinamiformes, Tinamidae. Gene Ontology annotation, molecular function: protein binding. The record is from RefSeq and is a predicted model, not a curated record.